Plenodomus lingam JN3 is the source of this 378-nucleotide messenger RNA. NCBI's taxonomy places the organism in Eukaryota, Fungi, Ascomycota, Dothideomycetes, Pleosporales, Leptosphaeriaceae. The record is from RefSeq and is a predicted model, not a curated record.
AUGUACUUUCCAUUCCUUACUAGCAAAGUACAAUGCGGAGAAUCCGUGCUUGACAUUGCUAACCGACAGAACGCUCACAGUCAGACUAUCGCCUUACGCGGUUCACUAGCGCUUUUCCAGCUCGUAGGUCGGCAGCACGAGCUCAAUCAGGAGGUCAACAGCUUUUCCAUUUCGCAUAGCGAUGCGUGCGUGAAGAUUUGGGGAUAUUAUGCUGUUAUUCACGGCCAAGACUUUUCCUUUUACCGACAUCCCAUUGCAAAGUUUGACAUUUCUAGAACUGAGGAUAUUUAUGAUUUAUGGGUUCCUGGGCACUUUUUGAGGAUUUGUUACGUUAUCGAUAUGCCUACUGCUGAUGAUCUUGUGAAUCAGACGGCGUAG